Abrus precatorius (Indian licorice) is the source of this 594-nucleotide messenger RNA. RefSeq lists its product as uncharacterized. The record is from RefSeq and is a predicted model, not a curated record. The transcript has 3 exons. Lineage: Eukaryota; Viridiplantae; Streptophyta; Magnoliopsida; Fabales; Fabaceae. Bases 1 to 594 code for a protein of 197 amino acids.
AUGGAGGAGAUCAUCCAUGCUAUGGGGCACAAGGAAGAAUACAAGGUGAGCUAUGCCACAUAUAUGCUAUGUGGGGAGGCAGAGGACUGGUGGAGAUUGCUUGAUGUAUUGUUUGACUCAGCUGCUAUGCACUCUUUUGUAUAUGUGAACUAUGUGAAGAGUCUUGGUCUGUAUGUAACAGAAUUGCCAUGCAAUAUUGUGGUGACUACCCCUACGGGUAAGCCAGUUGUGACAUUAGAAAAGACUUUGAUUUUUGGUGCGUCAAUGACGAAAAUUCUGAGACUUUUGAGUCAUGGUGCGUGGGAGAACACGGUAAACGUUAAGGCCUUUAUGGUCAUGUUUUCAAUAGAAGCUGAAAGUGUGGUGGAGUCAGAGUAUAUCUCGGUGGUGAGAGACUUCUUGGACAUCCUUCCUGAAGAUGUUUAUGAAUUGUCACCUGAGAGGGAGAUCGAGUUCGUUAUUGACCUUAUUUCGGGAGCAAGCCCAAUUUUUGUGGCACCAUAUAGGAUGUCACUAAUGGAGUUGGCAGAGGUCAAGAAGCAAGUGGAGGACUUGUUGCAGAAACGAUUUGUACAAUCAAGUGUAUCAUCAUAG